AAAUCGGUCGAGGGUUCGUCUCCUUCUUCCUUGCUUCUCUCUCGUGAUCACUUGCUUGCUUGCAUGCUGUUUGAGCUUCGUGAUUUUUUUUUUUUUUUUUUGCGGGAAGUUGAUCUUUGAUUUUGAUUGUGAUGACCAGCGGUUGAUUCUUGCAUGCAUUGUUCUUGCAGAGGUGUGCUUUGCAGUUAUCGUAGGAUAAGCAAGGAUCGAGCAGUAGCAGUGAUCCUUGAGUAUCGAUUGGAUUGAUCAGCGGAGGAAUUAUAUAUAUAUAUAUAUAUAAUCGAAGAUGACGGUGACGCCGCGGAUCACGGUAAGCGACGGCAGGCUGGAGGCGCGCGGCCGGACGGUGCUGUCCGGCGUGCCGGACAACGUGGCGGCGGCGCACGGCUCGGGGGCGGGGCUCGUCGACGGGGCAUUCGUCGGCGCCAACGCAGGCGAGGCCAAGAGCCACCACGUCUUCACCUUGGGCACGCUGAGGGAUUGCCGGUUCCUGUGCCUGUUCCGGUUCAAGCUGUGGUGGAUGACGCAGCGGAUGGGCGUCUCCGGCCGCGACGUCCCGCUCGAGACCCAGUUCAUGCUCAUUGAGGUGCCCCCUGCCGCCGGCGACGGAGAAGACGGCGAGCCGGUGUACGUGGUGAUGCUGCCGCUGCUGGAGGGGCAGUUCCGCGCGGCGCUGCAGGGGAAUGACAGCGACGAGCUGCAGAUCUGCAUCGAGAGCGGGGACAAGGCGGUGCAGACGGAGCAGGGCGCGCACAUGCUGUACAUCCACGCCGGCGACAACCCCUUCGACACCAUCACCGCCGCCGUCACGGCGGUGGAGAAGCACAUGCAGACGUUCCACCACAGGGAGAAGAAGAAGGUGCCGUCGUUCUUGGACUGGUUCGGGUGGUGCACCUGGGACGCCUUCUACACGGACGUCACCGCCAGUGGCGUCAAGCAGGGCCUCCAAAGCCUCUCCAACGGCGGCGCGCCGCCGCGCUUCCUCAUCAUCGACGACGGCUGGCAGCAGAUCGGCAGCGAGAACAAGCCCGACCCCAACGUUUCGGUCCAGGAAGGCGCGCAGUUCGCGAGUCGGCUGACCGGGAUCAAGGAGAAUGCCAAGUUCCAGGCCAACAACGCGGCAGAGGAUGCCGCCGACGACGAGCAGGCGCCGGGCGGGCUGAAGCGCCUGGUGGCGGAAACCAAGGCACACUACGGCGUGAAACAGGUGUACGUAUGGCACGCAAUGGCCGGGUACUGGGGCGGCGUGACGCCGUCGCUGGGGACGGGGAUGGAGCACUACGAGCCCGCGCUGGCGUACCCGGUCCAGUCCCCCGGCGUCACGGGAAACCAGCCGGACAUCGUCAUGGACUCGCUCUCAGUGAUCGGUCUUGGCCUCGUGCACCCGCGCCGCGUCCGCGACUUCUACGGUGAGCUCCACGCGUACCUCGCCUCCUGCGGCGUCGACGGCGUCAAGGUGGACGUGCAAAACAUCAUCGAGACGCUUGGCGCCGGGCACGGGGGGCGCGUCGCGAUCACGCGGGCGUACCACCGGGCGCUCGAGGCGUCCGUGGCGCGGAGCUUCCCCGACAACGGGUGCAUCUCGUGCAUGUGCCACAACACGGACAUGCUCUACAGCGCCAGGCAGACCGCCGUCGUGCGCGCCUCCGAUGACUUCUACCCGCACGACCCGGCGUCGCACACCGUCCACGUCGCCUCCGUCGCCUACAACACGCUCUUCCUCGGCGAGUUCAUGCAGCCUGACUGGGACAUGUUCCACAGCUUGCACCCGGCGGCGGAGUACCACGGAGCAGCGAGGGCAAUAGGUGGGUGUCCGAUAUAUGUCAGCGACAAGCCGGGGAACCACAACUUCGACCUGCUCAGGAAGAUCGUCCUCCCCGACGGCUCCGUGCUCCGCGCGCAGCUCCCCGGCCGCCCCACCCGCGACUGCCUCUUCUCCGACCCGGCGCGCGAUGGCGCAAGCUUGCUCAAGAUAUGGAACCUGAACAAGUGCGGUGGCGUGGUGGGUGUGUUCAACUGCCAGGGCGCCGGGUGGUGCCGCGUCACCAAGAGGACGCGCGUGCACGACGCGGCGCCCGGGACGCUCACCGGCUCAGUGCGCGCCGACGAUGUCGACGCCAUCGCGCGUGUCGCUGGCUGCGAGGACGGCGCGUGGGAUGGCGAGGCCGUCGUGUACGCGCACCGCGCGGGUGAGCUCGUCCGGCUGCCUCGUGGCGCCGCGCUACCGGUGACGCUCGGGACGGUCGAGUACGAGCUGUUCCACGUCUGUCCCGUCCGCGCCGUCACGCUGGACGUCUCGUUCGCGCCGAUAGGACUGCUCGACAUGCUCAACGCCGGCGGCGCCGUGGAGGAGUGCGCCGUGAACGGCGGCGGCCGCGAUGCCGUGGUGCUCAGGGUGCGCGGGUGCGGCCGGUUCGGCGCCUUCUGCUCGCGGAAGCCGGUGAAGUGCCUACUGGACUCAGCGGACGUGCAGUUCAGGUACGACGCCAGCACGGGGCUCGUCGCCAUCGACCUGCCCACGCCGGAGCAGGAGCUGUACCGGUGGACGCUGGAGAUUCUGGUUUAGGCCGUGGCCAUUGGUCGUGUGCUGCCGUGCAGGAGCGAGGGAGAAAGAGGUUAUGAAGUGCCAUUGUUGGAGAGAGUAUGCUUUGCUACGCCAAUGUCACGUAUGAUAUGAAUGUUAUAUUACUGCAAAAUAAAGGUGGUGUCCUUGUAAUAUGACUCUGAUUGCCGGGUGUUGAAAUGAAAUGUCUACACCUUUCUGCACAAAACAUAA
Phragmites australis (common reed) is the source of this 2776-nucleotide messenger RNA. Its product is annotated as probable galactinol--sucrose galactosyltransferase 2. The record is from RefSeq and is a predicted model, not a curated record. NCBI's taxonomy places the organism in Eukaryota, Viridiplantae, Streptophyta, Magnoliopsida, Poales, Poaceae. Gene Ontology annotation, molecular function: raffinose alpha-galactosidase activity. Bases 287 to 2566 code for a protein of 759 amino acids. The transcript has 8 exons.